Molecule: messenger RNA, 2030 nt
Organism: Solanum verrucosum
Lineage: Eukaryota; Viridiplantae; Streptophyta; Magnoliopsida; Solanales; Solanaceae
Product: histone deacetylase 15
Exons: 18
Coding region: 65-1897 (610 amino acids)
Biological process (GO): chromatin organization
Cellular component (GO): histone deacetylase complex
Molecular function (GO): histone deacetylase activity
Source: RefSeq, a predicted model, not a curated record
UGAUCCAAAUCGCGCGGACGCAUUUGGUCUGAUUACAACAGAUGAUUGUGAUCAUUGUGGAGAAAUGAUCUUAGUGCAAAAAUGUGUUACUAGUUCUGAAGGCAAUGAGAUCUCAGAAUCAUCUAACAUGAGCUAUUUAACUGGUGGAAAGACUGAAACCAAUCUUCCAAAUCAAUCGGAAGUUGUUCUAUGUCAAGAUUUAAAUGGAAGAUUAGACGGGGUUGGCUCCGCAGUUGUUUGUGAUUAUACUUGUCAUAAUGAUGGACAAUCUGUGGAGGUGUCACAACUUUGUACUAGAGACUCAGAUGGGAUCUCCGGUUUGAACGCUGAUCCAGCUGCUAUAACUAAAAGUGCUAAGCACGAAAGUGAUAUGACCUUGGAAGAUAUGUAUAAUGCUCGGUAUAAUUUUGACGAGGAUGAUGAUGACAGUGACUGGGAACCAUCAGAAAAGCAAAUAGAAGUUCUGAAGUGGUUCUGUGUCAAUUGUACAAUGAUCAAUGUCGAGGAUGUUGGCAAUUGUGAAGUAUGUGGAGAACACAGAGAAUCUGGGAUACUCAGUCAUGGAUUUUUUGCAUCUCCAUAUCUGCCUUUAGAGGAUGUCAACCAAGAUGAGUUGCCUGUAACUGAAGAUUCUGAAGAUUCGUGCAAGCAAAGUUCUUUAUCAUCCUCCACUGCUGUAGGGUUUGAUGAGAGGAUGUUGCUUCACACAGAAGUUGUAAUGAAGUCUCAUCCACAUCCUGAGAGACCAGAUCGUCUUCGAACCAUUGCAGCUAGCCUUGCAACAGCAGGUAUAUUCCCAGGGAAGUGCUAUCCCAUUCCUGCAAGAGAAAUCACAAGGGAAGAACUCCAGAUGGUACACUCCGAGGAAAAUAUUGAAGCCGUUGAUAACACCAAGCGUAUGCAUGCCAGUUAUUUCACACCUGAUACAUAUGCAAAUGAACAUUCAGCAUGUGCUGCCAGGCUUGCAGCAGGUUUAUGUGCUGACCUUGCUUCAGCAAUUUACUCUGGACGUGUCAAAAAUGGUUUUGCUCUGGUUCGUCCUCCUGGCCACCAUGCUGGUGUGAAACAGGCCAUGGGCUUCUGUCUCCACAACAAUGCAGCAAUUGCUGCAUCAGCAGCUCAGGCGGCUGGUGCAAAGAAGGUGUUAAUAGUUGAUUGGGAUGUGCAUCAUGGGAAUGGCACACAAGAAAUAUUUGAGAGAAGCAAAUCAGUUUUGUAUAUAUCAUUGCACAGACAUGAGGGUGGAAGAUUCUACCCUGGUACAGGAGCUGCAGAUGAGGUUGGUUCAAUGGGUGCAGAAGGGUACUGUGUGAAUAUUCCUUGGAGCCGUGGGGGAGUGAGUGACAAUGACUACAUUUUUGCAUUUGAGCAAGUUGUGCUUCCCAUAGCUUUGGACUUUAAUCCAGACUUAACUAUCAUUUCGGCAGGAUUUGAUGCUGCUAGGGGUGAUCCCCUUGGCUGCUGUGAUGUAACUCCUGCUGGUUAUGCAUCAAUGACUCAGAUGUUGAGUGCAUUGUCAGGUGGAAAAUUGCUUGUUAUUCUGGAAGGCGGCUACAAUCUUCGCUCAAUUUCAUCAUCAGCUACAGCAGUGAUUAAGGUCUUGCUUGGUGAAAGUCCAACGAUUGACAUAGAAAAUACUGUACCUUCCAAAGCUGGACUGCGAAGUGUUUUGGAUGUUCUAAAGAUUCAGAUGAACUUCUGGCCUACACUGGAGGCAAACUUCACUAAAUUGCAUUCGGAGUGGGGAUCCUAUGCUUUUCAGGACACAAGAGAACAGAGUAAAAAAAGACGCAGGACUGGUUUACCAAUAUGGUGGAGAUGGGGACGAAAGAGGCUGUUGUAUCGCAUACUGUCCAAGCAGCUGCGUACAAAGUCCUCUUGUAAUUUUUCUUGUUGAUGUUGAUUCUCGUUGUAAGCUACAGGCAUUAGGUCUAGACUGUGUUGUUGUUUUGUAAGCCUGCACUACUGUUUCUUUUUUUCUUGUUUUGUUUAGUCAUUGUACCUCUUAACUAAAUCUCUCCCUUGACGUA